Messenger RNA from Fusarium pseudograminearum CS3096, 567 nucleotides. RefSeq lists its product as uncharacterized. The transcript has 2 exons. Lineage: Eukaryota; Fungi; Ascomycota; Sordariomycetes; Hypocreales; Nectriaceae. Gene Ontology annotation, biological process: protein phosphorylation. Gene Ontology annotation, molecular function: ATP binding; protein kinase activity. The record is from RefSeq and is a predicted model, not a curated record. Bases 1 to 567 code for a protein of 188 amino acids.
AUGGAUCGAAUCUAUGGGACGACACUCGACAUCGUGUGGCCUGACCUUGGUUGGAUAACAAGCCUUCGACUCGCCUUUCAGCUUCGCAGCGCCAUCAACCGCUUAAGAGCACAACCCAGUGCAGUAGAUGAUUUCUUGGAUUUCUGGGCGAAUUUAGUCUCAGCACGCCUGGAGUUCAAAAAGACACCAACAGAGCAUUCGAUCCGCACAAAGCCGAUUCUCCCAUAUACUCGCUCAUUUGUCUUUACGCACCAUGACCUAGCACCUCGCAACAUCAUACUCGACAAUAACAAUCAGCUCUGGCUUCUCGAUUGGGAUUUGGCGGGAUAUUAUCCCAGGUUCUUUGAACACGACGGCAUGUACAAUUUUAUUCCUACGGCGGCGUGGACCAAGUUUGAGAUGUGGCGUUGGAAGAUAUUUGCCUGUAUCGCUAGUGGAUUUUACGGCAAGGAAGGUCGGUGGUUGGAUAUCAUAAGAUCCAGGUUCACGCUCUACCGCACAGCGUGUCGCUUCAACAUGAAAGCGAACGGCUAUGCUGCGGUUGCCGGUAGGAUUGACAGAGACUAG